Seriola dumerili (greater amberjack) is the source of this 3059-nucleotide messenger RNA. It is a transcript of the gene il10rb, whose product is annotated as interferon alpha/beta receptor 1b-like. The transcript has 8 exons. Gene Ontology annotation, molecular function: interferon receptor activity; protein binding. Bases 124 to 1383 code for a protein of 419 amino acids. NCBI's taxonomy places the organism in Eukaryota, Metazoa, Chordata, Actinopteri, Carangiformes, Carangidae. The record is from RefSeq and is a predicted model, not a curated record.
UUAGCAGCUAUUUGUUCUCAGAGCAGACCAGCGGUGGAAGGCCGAGAAGAGUAGAGAGCUGACAGUAUGAACCCAUGCCGUGGGGGACGUUAACAACUGUCAGCACCUGUCGAAACAACAACCAUGGCCUCCGCGGUCAACGUCCUCUUUCUUCUGUGGAGCCUUCAAAACAUCGUUGGACUUUAUUGCAUUGCUGCAACAACCUCUGAGAGAGUCCCAGCAGAGCUGGACCCUCCACACAACGUGACUAUGAUCACCCUUAACACCAACUACACUCUGAGCUGGAAGUGGGACCAGAGUCAAGCUGUCAACUUCACCACACAAUAUGUCAGGAAAUACGAGCUGAAGAGGAAGAUUCCCAACUGGUUCACAGUGUGUGAGGAGAUGUCACUCAGGUCAUGUGACCUCACAGCGUUAGACCUGCACCACCUUGGCACCUACAUGCUGCGUGUACGAGCCAACAUUAAUGGUCGUCACUCCGACUGGGUGCAGCUGGAGUUCUUCCCUGACAAAGAUGCUGCUGUGGGUCCUCCAGCCAACGUGGACCUUGCUCCUGCUGGAAGUGACCUUGACGUGUCCAUCUCCGACCCUCUGACGAGCACCAACAGCUCCAUGAAGGAUUUACUUCCCUACAUGUACUACAACAUCCUCUACUGGGAACGUUCUGCAGAAACACAGAUCCAGACAUUAAGAAGCAGUGCCAACUUUGUGACUUUGCCACACCUGAAGGCCUGGACCUGGUACUGUGUGAGUGUCCAGUCCAGCAACGACUACUACAUCAAGAGAAGCAGCUUCACUCAGCCCCAGUGUAUGCAGACUGAAGGUAACACUCCGUGGUGGCAGAUCUUCCUCUGCUUCUUGGCCUCUCUGGUGUUCUGCUUCCUGCUCAUGCUGCUCUUACUCUACGGUCCUUUUUGGUGCUAUAAGACCCUCAAGGCAACGUUGUACCCCUCCAACCAGCUGCCUACACACUUCAUGGAGUAUCUGUGUGACUCUCCUAGCUCUGAUGUCCCUCGCCUCCUCACCCCAGACUCACAGUCAGAGUUGCUGUGUGAUAAGGUGAGUGUCUGUCCAGAGCCAGCAGUCCUGGAAGUCCACAACCCUCCUCCUGAGGCCCUUCAUCAGCCUUCACCAGGUCUGGAGCCGGACAGCAGUGGCAGACACAACCGUCAGGACAGCAGCAGCAGUGGAGACUCAGGAGUUUACUCAACAGGAGGCAGCGCCAACCUGAGGCAGCCCAACAGCAGCCAGACAUCCACAGGGACUGGAGACUUGUGGCAGGGCCCCUUUGACCUGGAGCAGGUGAAGAUGCAGGAGAUGACCCCAGGGCUCAAGACUCGACUUCUGACUGCAGAUAAAUGCAUUAAAGACAUGUGUGUCUAGGGCAUGCUUGGAGAUAUCCAUCUGUUGAGGGGUCACCUGACAGUACAGACCCCGGUUUGAGUCCCGGCUGGCCGGACCUGCAUGUCAUUCCCUGACUCUCUCCCCACAGUUCCUGUCUGUCUUCACUGUCACUGUCAAAUAAGGACAUUAAAAUAACAAAAAAAGAAAAUACCUGUUAAGAGGAGACAUGGAGUAGGGACGGUGUCAAGGAAGGUUUGUGCCUUUUCUCCACCUGUCACUGUGAAACGAGGACAAAGACAAUGAGUGACAGACACAAAGAACACCACUGACCUGCUGUUCAGUCACUCACCGUCGUCCUGCUGAGGAGAAUUCACUUCAGUCUCCACGUAGAUCCAGAUCCUUGUCUGACCCCAACCAGGAAGUUCUGUUAGUGCUGAUUUAAAUGUGUUGCUCUCUGUCUGAACCCUGCAGUCAUGCAUUGUUUUUUUAUCUUAUCUUUUAUUGUCACACUAUUAAAAUGAAAGGACCUGAGGAGUCAGAGCCCAUCUGAUCCUGAGGAUGCGUAGACCUGGUCCAGCGGCAGCAGCGUGAUGAGCCACAAUUUAAUGUCUGGCUGGCAUUGUUCCUCUCUCUACUGUGACCAGUUUGACAUACUGACACCAGACUCAGACCAGGACCCAUGAAGACCGCCGCUGCAGUGGCCACAUUGGGAACUGCGGGUCACUUGACAACCUGGGACAAACAAAGACAAUUUUGCCACACACACUGAUGACUGUAGAACAGUGAAAUGAAAACUUUAAUCUGUUAUGGAAAAGAUUGAUUCCCUGCUGGUGUGCUAUCACCUGCCUCCACUGUCUGCUGUGUCCCAGUCAGUGUAGGGAAGGACAUUCAAACAUGUGAACGUAGAGUUUCUACAUAGAGUCAUAUAAAUUUGCUGAAUGCCUCAAGCAGUGCUGGUCACUGCCAGCGAAGGGUCAGAUCUACUGAAAAGUAAUUUUAAAAUGUCUGUUGUUAAAGUUGUGCUAAAAUGUCUCUUGUGUUUUGAUGAGAAGAGCUGGAGGAACAGGGUAGUCUGACCCAAAUGAUUCUUUCAACAUCCAUCAGUCCAUCAAAAACAGCUGCUUCUUCAAAUCUCCACAUCACAUGAAACAGAUUCAGUAUAGUGUCAGACUUCAUCUAAACAGCUGUUUGUCUAAAACAGAGGAGGAAAGAGAGAGGAGUUUUCUGUUUUUUGUAUAUCUGAGAAAAACUUGCAUUAUUUCUUACAAAACCAUUUUAAUACAUUUUAAUUCUUCCAUUUAUGAUUCUUAUAGAAUCUGAGUUUUGUUCUCAUGGCUUUGUUUGUGUCAAAGGUUUUUUUUCUCAUAUUUUGGGUUAGCACUGCUUUAUUUACACCUCUCUUCCUCUCAUAUUUACCUCUGUUCAGUUUAGAGAAACAGAAACUCUUAAAUCCUGUGUACAGUUAGUCUUGUAUGUACCUCACUCAUUUAUUCUGUGACUUCAUGUCAACAAAGGAAGGAAACUUAGCAAACUUUUCUUGUGAAAGAUCAUUGUUGUUUCAGAACUUCUGGUCUGCAUUGAAUCAACAUGUUUCCCAUCACUCUUUGAUGCAAUGCUUUUGAAGUUGUACAUAAGCCUCUGACGCAGUGUACUGGUGAAUCUACAGCAGCCAUGUUAAUGGACAAUCAUAAAAAUGAAAUAAAAAAACCACUAAU